Messenger RNA from Scatophagus argus, 4122 nucleotides. RefSeq names its product oxysterol-binding protein-related protein 7-like. NCBI's taxonomy places the organism in Eukaryota, Metazoa, Chordata, Actinopteri, Scatophagidae. Gene Ontology annotation, cellular component: perinuclear endoplasmic reticulum; plasma membrane; cytosol. The record is from RefSeq and is a predicted model, not a curated record. The transcript is spliced from 24 exons. Gene Ontology annotation, molecular function: cholesterol binding. The coding region runs from base 317 to 3106 and encodes 929 amino acids.
AAGGUGUUCCCAUGAUGCACCUGUGGCACUGUAAUCUGCGCCACGCGCACGCGGAGAGAGCAGAAGGUCGGCGGCAGCGGACAGGUGAGGAGAUAGGAUUCAUCAGUUCAGCAGCUCGUUUCCAUUCCUCCUCAACCAAAACUGACAAUAAAAACAGGAACUUUGAGGAGGAUUUUUGCAACUCUGCGAUUCUUGAGGGCAAUUUAAAGGACUUGCCUGUGGAUUAGUGGGCAAGCAGCUUGUUAGACAUCAGACCUACACAGUGCCGUGUACUUUGCCAUGAGACACAAUCUGCUCUGAAGGUACUUUAUAUUCCAUGCACCGCUUUCCUCAUCACAUCGUACCAAUGGACCCUCAGGUGUGUCCACCUCCACUGAGCAGCAGCCAGUCAAUGAUCAGUGGUCUUGACAAAUCCCCAGCCAGUGUAUUCAAACCUGGCCACUCACGGAGCAACAGCACAGGCUCCGCCAAGCAAUCAAAGCAGUCUCGUCACUGGGAGGUGGUUGAUGACUUGCAGAAUCUGGAACAGUGUUCAGUUCCUGGCUCGUCUCUGGACCUCAGUAUCCCUGGGAUCUGUGAGGGCUACUUGAUGAAGAGGAGGAAGUACCCGCUCAAAGGCUGGCACAAGAGAUACUUUCUGUUGGAGAAAGGAAUUCUUAAGUACUCAAAGACACAACAAGAUAUUCAGAGAGGAAAGCUUCAUGGCUCUCUGGAUGUCAGCCUGGCUGUCAUGUCCAUCAACAAGAAAUCCAAGCGCAUAGACCUGGAUGCCGGAGACAACCUCUACCACCUCAAGGCAAAGAGCCAUGAGAUAUUCUACAUCUGGCUCACAAAGCUGUGUGCCCAUCGUGUGUUUAAGAAGAACGAGGCGUUGAGCGUUCAUCAUGGUGUCCUUCAUGCUCUGUCUUUGGCCCCGAAUUCUCUGCCAGCCAUAGCCACCCUCGCCCAGAAAAACAGAACAAUGCCUCCUCACUAUGCCAGCUCAGCAUCAGUGUACCAACAGGAGAUGGGAAGCCCCGCCCCUGCCGUUGCCUCUCAGCCAGGGGUGACCAGCAAGGUGUCCGCCUGGCUGCAGCAGACCCACGACAUUGACGCAACCUCCAAUGAACUGUCUCGCUGUCAGGCAGAGCUGACAGAACUGGCCCAGCUCAUCCAGCGACUCCAUUGGCUGGAAGGAGGCCUUCCAAUUACAAACAUGGACCUAGAGAUGCGGAUCAGCAUGCAGAAUCUCUCCCUGGAGAAACCCAAGAGGAAGACGGGGAAAGGGUUUGGUCACUCCAGGACUUUGUCCCGUGUUGAAGCCAUGGGGGGUCUGUUCACUUCCAGCCACCUGAGUACUAACAGCGGUGCUGGUCUGGGUACAUCCGUUACGUCCAUCCCUGACUACGUCUACUCUCAGCUGUCCAGCCCUCAAGUCACUUCACCUGAGGCCAAGAAGCUCCACCAGGAGAUCUGCACUGUUUCUCAAAGGGUUCAUGCUUCUCUCAAGUCCAUUCAUGAUGUUUUGACACUGGAAAGAGAGAGAGUGAGGCAGGCCUGGACUGGCCCAGACCUGAGGCAGAACACCUCACAGCAGCUCGCCACAUUGUGCAGCACAUUGUCUGAGCUUGACUUACAGUCUCGCCUGACCAAAGUCCACUCGCUUUCCCUGUCCUCUGAGUCUACUGAGGAAUCCUACUGCACCGUACGUCCUGACCAGAGGACACCAUCUAUGGGUCGUCACAGCCAUCGUGCACCCUCAGUUGCAGAAUCCAUGGCAGAGUAUUUCGAUGCCAGUGAGGUGAUUGUAUGCGAGAGCUCGUCGGAGGCUGAGGCUUCGGAUGAGUCGGGCCUGAGUGACAUCACCACCACCAGCACCUCAGAACCUGACGAGGGACACACUGCUGCUACCCUCAACUACCGGGCCAGUCUGAACAACGCCCCUGACAGACCCAGCCCAGUACCCACUAACACCGGUCGUCGCACUGCACUGCCUGCCCCAGGAACAGACAACAGCCACAUUGGCAUCAUGACCAUCCUGUACAACAACAUCGGCAAGGACCUGUCCAGGGUCUCCAUGCCUGUUGCUCUCAAUGAGCCACUGUCAUUGCUGCAGAGAGUCAGUGAAGAGCUGGAGUACUCUGAGCUGUUGGACAUCGCCAACCACACUGAUGAUCCAUAUGAGAGAAUGGUUUACGUGGCAGCGUUCUCUAUCUCUGGGUAUGCCUGGGCGUCCUGGAGGUAUCGCUACAAACCCUUCAAUCCUGUUCUGGGAGAAACCUAUGAGAGUCACAGGGAGGACCGAGGCUUCCGCUACAUCAGCGAGCAGGUUAGCCAUCACCCUCCCAUCUCUGCCUGCCACGCGGACUCAGAAAACUUCACUUUCUGGCAAGAUCAGAGAUGGAAGAACAAGUUUUGGGGGAAGUCGGUGGAAAUUAUCUCUUCUGGACCGGUUAAUGUUACCCUGCCCAGAUAUGGUGAUCACUAUGAAUGGAACAAGGCAGUGACAUGCAUCCACAAUGUGCUGAGUCAGCAGCGCUGGUUGGAGCACUAUGGUGAGGUGGUCAUCAAAAACACAAAGAGUGACAUCUGCACCUGCAAGAUCACCUUUGUCAAGUCUCGUUACUGGAGCUCAGACAGCAGUAAGAAUGAGGUGCAGGGUGUGGUUCUUAAUCGGGCCGGGGAGGUGGUUCAUCGUUUUGGAGGUCUCUGGCAUGAGGGCAUCUUCUGUGACACCCUGCCUACACCAAAGUGCAUCUGGAAGCCCAAUGUGCAGCCUGAUGACCACUUCGACUUCUACGGCUUCUCACAUUAUGCCAGAGAACUGAAUGAACUAACGCCUCAACUGGAGGCAGUCCUCCCGCCUACAGACACACGAUUCAGACCAGACCAGAGGCUCCUGGAGGAGGGGAAGGUAGCAGAAGCGGAUAAAAAGAAGGACGAGGUGGAGGAGAAGCAGAGACAGAGAAGGAAAGAGAUGGCCAAUAGAGGGGAGGAGCAUGCUCCCAGGUUCUUCAGGAAAGCUUUGGAUGACGCUGGCAGGGAGGUGUGGCUGUACAAUGGCACCUACUGGAAGCUCCGCGAAGAGCCAGGCUUUGCCAAGACUGAAAAUCUGGACCUGUGGUAGAGCAUUGCACCUAGCUCAGUGCUGAGGUACUAAACACCUGGUAAUAUAAUGAAGAGGAAUAAUAUGCCCCUCUAUUAGUAAAACUAAUUAACUGUAGUUAUGUUAGUACUAUAAUCUCUACAUGAAUAUUUUCUAGUGACUCAUAAUUCCACAGAGAUCCAGAGAGGCUAACCUUUACUUGUAUUGGAGAAUGGCGUUUGGAAGCAUAAAUGAACCUCUUAUUGUGUUUUUUGUGCUAUGAAGAGGUGAGGUGCCACCUUGGAACAAAUGAAGACUGAUUUAGACAAGGCCGGAUGUCCAGCCUUUCGCCUACCUCUUACCAAAUGAGAUAACCUUCAAUAUUCAUCUUUGAAAUCUAGUUUUAUUGCUGCCCUUGGGAAAACUGUGUCUAAAAAUCAAGUAUUUUCUGUCAGGAUUGAGGUCUCUCUCUGUAUGUAAACUGUGUUAUAUUUUUGUGGGACAAAUGUCAGUCUAUAUAUUUUACUUUUGUUAGUUUUAACAUGUCUGUAUAAAUCCUUUUUAGCCAUGCUCAUUUUUAUGACGAUGUAGUUUGAGAAGCUUGCUUCCUGUGGAGGGAUCUAGAACACAUGCAAGGUCAAUUCUAAUGCUUGUGGGUUCCAUUACAGGUGAACUGGUGCUGUCCCGCUUUCUUUCUUAGUGGGUCUUAACUGUAUAAACUUCUGUUGAUUUGUAAAGUCAGUGUGUAUUUUCUGAUGUUUAAUCAUGACACAUUGGUGAUUUUUCUGAAGUGUCCUUACACUGGUUAAAUCUAGCAGUCCUUCUAGACUUGUCUAAUUCCUCUCUCACUUGUAUAAAUUGUUGAAUUCAAAAAUGAGCUGACAGAUGAGGAUUGUGUCUCUUGGACCUUUGUGCUCACAGUUGAUGCAAUGAAAUAUUUUUUUUUUUUAUUGAUGUUUCAACAGCAGAUUUUAAUAAGGAAAAGAGACUACUGUGAAAAUCUAGCAAAAUGUUUUUUCUUUAAUUGUUUUGUUUCAAAUAAAAGGUUCCAUACUCAA